AUGAAGGGGCUGCCAAGUACUGUCGUCUGCGUCGCAGUUGCUUUUCUCAGGGUUUUUGUGCCCGAUGGUUUUUGCUCCCCAACUCGGCUGGAGAGCUCCAGAUCUGCUCCCUCCCAUCACCCCCUCCGUGCCACACGGACUCUCCUUCGGUUUUCCCCUCGUUCUUCCCUUCUCACCCACUCCUUUUCGGGAUUUUUCAAGUCACAUUCAGUUGAUAGGAUGAAAAAGUUUAAGAGAAGGCUAUCCCUCACGCUUCGAGGAAGCCAGACUAUUGAUGAAUCAUUGUCUGAAUUGGCUGAGCAAAUGACUAUUGAAGAAAACAGCAGCAAAGAUAAUGAGCCUAUCGUGAAGAAUGGCAGGCCUCCAACCUCGCACAGUAUGCAUUCCUUCCUCCACCAGUACACAGGGUCCUUUAAGAAGCCCCCAUUGCGGAGACCACAUAGCGUUAUUGGAGGAAGCCUUGGUUCCUUCAUGGCAAUGCCCAGAAAUGGAAGCAGAUUAGAUAUUGUUCAUGAAAAUUUAAAAAUGGGAUCAGAUGGUGAGAGUGACCAAGCUUCUGGGACAUCAUCUGAUGAAGUCCAGUCACCUACGGGUGUUUGUCUUAGAAAUCGUAUACAUAGGCGGAUCUCAAUAGAGGAUUUAAAUAAGCGGUUAUCACUGCCUGCAGAUAUCAGAAUACCUGAUGGGUAUCUUGAAAAGUUGCAGAUCAACAGUCCACCAUUUGAUCAACCAAUGAGCCGAAGGUCUCGGAGAGCUUCCUUAUCAGAAAUUGGGUUUGGAAAAAUGGAAACCUACAUCAAAUUGGAAAAGCUUGGAGAGGGUACAUAUGCAACAGUAUAUAAAGGAAGAAGUAAAUUGACAGAGAAUUUGGUGGCCUUGAAAGAGAUCCGGUUGGAACAUGAAGAAGGUGCGCCCUGCACAGCAAUAAGAGAAGUUUCACUGUUAAAGGAUCUAAAACAUGCAAAUAUAGUAACCUUACAUGACAUUGUUCAUACAGAUAAAUCUUUGACUCUGGUCUUUGAGUAUCUGGAUAAAGAUCUAAAACAGUACAUGGAUGACUGUGGAAACAUCAUGAGUAUGCACAACGUAAAGCUGUUUUUAUACCAAAUUCUACGUGGUUUGGCAUAUUGCCACAGAAGAAAGGUGUUACACCGAGAUUUAAAACCACAGAACCUCCUCAUUAAUGAAAAAGGAGAAUUAAAGCUAGCAGAUUUUGGACUGGCCAGAGCCAAGUCAGUUCCCACAAAGACCUACUCAAAUGAAGUUGUCACACUUUGGUACCGGCCGCCUGAUGUGCUUCUGGGGUCCUCCGAGUACUCAACACAGAUUGACAUGUGGGGUGUUGGUUGCAUUUUCUUUGAAAUGGCUUCUGGAAGACCUCUGUUUCCAGGAUCAACUGUGGAAGAUGAACUGCACUUAAUCUUCCGACUGCUAGGAACUCCAUCUCAGGAAAAUUGGCCAGGUGUUUCUUCAAAUGAUGAGUUCAAGAACUACAACUUUCCAAAAUAUAAACCGCAGCCUCUAAUUAACCAUGCACCCAGGUUAGACUCUGAAGGAAUUGAGUUGAUAACAAAAUUUCUUCAGUAUGAAUCUAAGAAAAGGGUUUCAGCAGAAGAGGCCAUGAAACAUGUGUACUUUCGAAGUCUGGGACCAAGAAUACAUGCUUUACCUGAAAGUGUAUCAAUAUUCAGUUUGAAAGAGAUUCAGUUGCAAAAGGACCCCGGUUUUCGAAAUUCUUCUUAUCCAGAGACAGGACAUGGGAAGAACAGAAGACAGAGCAUGCUCUUUUAA
Messenger RNA from Rangifer tarandus platyrhynchus (Svalbard reindeer), 1791 nucleotides. Lineage: Eukaryota; Metazoa; Chordata; Mammalia; Artiodactyla; Cervidae. The record is from the annotation of a GenBank genome assembly.